AUGGAACCCCACCUCUCCUCUACAAACACUCAACAUCUUCUCGAACAACAACCACUAAUCACCGCCACCACCACCACAAAAAACUCUGGAAAACUAGCUCUAAUCCCACUAGUUUUCCUCAUCUUCUUUGAGGUAUCAGGAGGUCCAUAUGGUGAAGAACCUGCUGUGGGUGCUGCAGGGCCUCUUUGGGCCAUAUUGGGCUUCCUCAUAUUUCCCUUCAUUUGGAGCAUCCCUGAGGCCCUUGUUACCGCCGAGCUCGCCACCGCCUUUCCGGGUAACGGCGGCUUUGUCAUCUGGGCUCAUAAGGCCUUUGGGCCGUUCUGGGGCUCCAUGAUGGGUUCGUGGAAGUUCCUUACUGGUGUCCUGAACUUGGCUUCAUAUCCAGUUCUUUGCAUAGACUAUCUCAAGUUAGUCUUUCCAGUUUUCUCUUCAGGUGUGCCUCGCUAUAUUGCCAUAUUGGUCUCAACUUUGGUGUUGUCUUUUCUAAACUAUACAGGUUUGGCCAUUGUGGGUUACACUGCUGUUACUUUAGGCAUCGUGUCACUUUCGCCAUUUGUGGUCUUGACUUUGGUUUCCAUCCCCAAGAUUGAUCCUUCAAGGUGGAUCAGUUUGGGACAAAAGGGUGUCCAAAAAGAUUGGAGGUUGUUUUUUAAUACUCUGUUUUGGAACUUGAACUUUUGGGACAGUGCUAGUACUUUAGCUGGUGAAGUUGACCAACCUCAAAAGACUUUUCCAGUAGCCCUUUUAUCUGCUGGCUUGCUAGCUUGUUUAGGCUACUUAGUACCUCUUUUAGCUGCGACAGGGGCUAUCCCAUUAAAUCAAGAAGAUUGGACUGAUGGCUAUUUUGCUCAUGUAGCUGAAAUCAUUGCUGGGAAAUGGUUGAAAUUUUGGAUGGAGAUUGGUGCAUGUUUAUCUAUUAUUGGAUUAUUUGAAGCACAAUUAAGUAGUUGUGCAUACCAAGUUUUAGGCAUGGCUGACUUGGGAUUCUUGCCACAAUUUUUUGGGAUGAGAUCAAAGUGGUUUAACACACCUUGGGUGGCAAUUUUGGUCUCCACAGUAAUAGCAUUAGCAGGUUCUUAUAUGGAUUUUGCAGACAUAAUUUCUUCAGUGAAUUUCUUGUACAGUUUGGGUAUGUUGUUGGAAUUUGCAUCAUUUUUAUGGUUAAGGAGAAAAAUGCCGGACAUAGACAGGCCAUUUAGAGUUCCGAUGGGGUUGCCUGGUUUGGUAAUAAUGUGCUUGAUUCCUACAGUGUUUUUGGUCUAUGUUAUGACUGUGGCAGCAAGAACUGUGUAUAUAGUGAGUUUUAUUUUGACUGUUCUUGGGAUUUUAUGGUACUUCUUCAUGAAUUUCUGCAAAUCAAAGAUGUGGUUCCAAUUUCACAACACAGCAGAAAAACCAGUAUGUGAGGAUUAG
This is a messenger RNA of Dovyalis caffra, 1413 nucleotides long. The record is from the annotation of a GenBank genome assembly. NCBI's taxonomy places the organism in Eukaryota, Viridiplantae, Streptophyta, Magnoliopsida, Malpighiales, Salicaceae.